Molecule: messenger RNA, 663 nt
Organism: Lactuca virosa
Lineage: Eukaryota; Viridiplantae; Streptophyta; Magnoliopsida; Asterales; Asteraceae
Source: the annotation of a GenBank genome assembly
UGUUUGGUUUGUGUUUAACUAGUUGAGCUCCAUAUCAUUUGAAUACCUCCUUCUCCUUCCCAAUUCCCAUGGUAGAAGCGCAAAGGGAUUCUCACACAAUUACAAAUGUUGGGUCAAGUCAUGAUAAGUUUGCCACUUCCCUUAGUCUUAAUUGUUGGAAUGGAUGGUCUCGAAAGAUAUUUCAUACAAUUAAACCCAAAAUCCAUUCCCGAUGUGAACCCUUGCGUUACCUCGCCUCACCUUACCGAUGGCAGCCAUGUUCUAAAAAGUGGGCAAAGAGUUACCAACAGAGUGACACAAGCAUGCUUCAGGUCUCAAGCUGAUUCAGUAACUUGUCAUUGCGCAAUGCUAAAUAUUCCAAAGCAAAACAUAUCUCUGAAUAUGAAGAAGAAAACCUCAACUACUUGUCCUGAGAAGACUGUGUUGGUACUUGAUCAACUCAGUGCACCUAAUUACUAUGAGUUUCGUGCACCUAAUUACUAUGAGUUUAAACGUUUACAAGACUUGCAAUAAUAGAUUUUUCCUACCGGAUAUUAUUCUUAAUUUAUAGAUUCAAUAUUCGAGAUUAAUUGUGUACUUUCUAUGUAAAACAGUUGAAUUAUGCAGACAUCUUUGUUGAUGUUUCCAAUGUGUAGCAAAAAUUUAACAUUUGUUAUUUGUCGU